CACGUUUUGAUGUGUGACGAGACUCAGUGUGUUCCCUUGUUGCAAAAGUGUGAUGGAGUGUUGGACUGUAGGAACGGAUAUGACGAAAGCGUUCCGUUGUGCGGUUGCCUUCCUAACGAGUUCCAGUGUAACUCCAGCCAUUGCAUCGACAUCUUGCAGCGAUGUGACCUACAGAACGACUGCCAGAACCAGGAGGACGAACUUAACUGUGAAACAUUUGUGUGUCCGGUAACCCACUUUAAAUGCAGCAACCAUAAAUGUAUACCACGUGACCUGGUUUGUGACUUCGACAACAAUUGUGGCGAUAACUCGGACGAGAGCUUCUGUGUUCGUCGGCCAUGUUUGUUUACGGAGUUCACGUGCGACAACGGCGAGUGCACGGCCAUCAACCGGAUGUGUGACGGAGUCUUCAACUGUAGGGACGGAAGUGACGAGAACCCACAACACUGCAGUGAACAGUUCCAGUGCCCCAGCGGUGUCUACGUGAACAGUCUGAGUCGCUGUGAUGGCUGGUUGGACUGCAACCUCACACAUUCCGAUGAGCUGAACUGUGGGGAAUGUUUGCAGCCUAAGUUUUUGUGCGGUAACGGCGAAUGUCUCAGCGAAGCUGCGAUCUGUGACCAGGUGUGUGACUGCAUCCAUUGUGAGGACGAGAUGAACUGUGCUCAUGCUCAUGUCUGCGACGGGGCCAACGACUGCAAGAACACGGCGGCCGGCAUGGACGAGUUCUUUUGUCAUAACUCCAGUGAUUGCUCCAGUUUUCCCCACGUGCAGCCCAACUUCCAAUGUCCGGAGGGUCGGUGCCUGCCGCUGUCAGUCAAGUGUGACCACUACAAAGACUGUCUAGGCGGCGAGGAUGAGAACGAUUGUGACUUCCAGCCCUGUGCGCCAACCCAUUUCCAGUGUGACAACCACAACUGUGUCUCUAUGACGUCACGGUGUGAUGCUGUCAACAACUGUCUGGACUGGUCUGAUGAAAUGGCGUGUGAGAGCCACGUGUGCCCGGACGGUCGUGUCCGGUGCAGCAGCGGUCACUGUAUCCCAUCCUCGUGGUGGUGCAACCACUGGCCCAACUGCCCGGAUAAAUCAGACGAGAAAGAUUGUAGCUACCGCCAAUGCCGCCAGGACGAGUUCACCUGUUCCAACGGAGAGUGCGUGCCCUUGUCAGUCGUCUGCUAUCAGGGUCAAAGAGCAGAGUUCCAAGGUUGCCAGGACCGGUCGCAUCUGGUGUACUGUGAGAACCACACGUGCGGAGAAGGGCAGUUCAAGUGUGGCAAAAGUUUCUGCAUCGACCAGGAGCAGGUCUGUGACGGCAACAUCGACUGCUUUACCACAUUCGUGGACGAGCAGAAAUGUAACUACUCAUGCCCUUACGGCCGUUACCUCUGCACCUGCUACGACCUGGAGAUGAACUGUGAACAUCUGGGCCUCCAGUCGAUCCCGCUGCCCCAAGCCGAGGAGCACAUCGUCAAGUUCCGUCUGAAAGGUAACAUCUUGAACACGACCUUGAACUCAACAACAUUUAGUGGCGCUGGCAGCCACAUGGACAAAAUCACAUACUUAGAUCUCAGUGACAACAGGCUGACCAGCGUGCCAGCGAAUAUUUUCUUCUUCAUGAGGAGUCUCCGGUAUCUGAAUCUGGCCAACAAUUCUUUGAGAGAAAUCAGGAACCACUCGCUGGCCGGUCUCAGGAACCUAACUCAGCUGUAUUUGUCUGGGAACCACAUCAGCCAGAUCCAGCCUGGGUCCUUUCUGGACCUGGGUCAGCUGACCAUACUAGAUCUGAGCUGUCAGAACCUGACUAGACUGGACGCAAACACGUUUCUGGGACUUCAUAACCUACACCUGUUAAAUCUGUCUGGUAACAAACUGGAGGUGCUCUCUGAUGGGGCUUUCAGGGGACUGGAGAGAUUGACCACUCUAGAUUUAUCAAACAACCGGAUCAGAGACAUCAGCAGACGUGUGUUCCACAGCAUCCCCUCCAUGUCACAGCUGAUUACAGAUGAGUACAGGUUCUGCUGUCUGGCCCCCUGGGUUAAAAGCUGCCUGCCAGAAGCCGACGAGUUCUCCUCCUGCGAGGAUCUGAUGUCCAACCACGUACUGAGAGUGUCCAUCUGGAUCCUGGGUCUGGUGGCUUUCUUUGGGAACAUCGUGGUCAUUGUCUGGCGGGCGCGAGAUGUCCGCGGUAGAAAGGUACACUCGUUUCUAAUCACCAAUCUGGCCAUCGGCGACUUCCUCAUGGGCGUCUACCUAAUGGUCAUCGCUGUGGUCGACUCCUACUAUAGGGGUGUCUAUAUGCUGCACGACCAGGUGUGGCGGUCCAGUUACUUGUGUCGCUUCGCUGGCUUUAUAUCCACCUUCUCAUCGGAGCUGUCCGUGCUAACACUGACCAUUAUCACGUUGGAUCGAUUGGUGUGCAUCCUUUUCCCGCUCAGACUGACGAGGCUGAGUGUCAGGGACGCCACGGUUGCCAUGGUUGUCGUUUGGUUGCUGGUUCUGUUAAUUUCCGUAGUUCCGCUGCUGGGAAUCCCCUAUUUUCUGAACUUCUACGGCAGAUCUGGGGUGUGCCUGGCCCUCCACGUGACCCCGGCCCGACCCGCAGGCUGGGAGUUUUCUGUGGCUGUGUUCCUGGUGUUGAACUUGGUCUCGUUUCUGGUCAUCGCUGCCUCAUAUAUCUGGAUGUUUAUUGUUGCCAAGGAAACCAGAUCUGCAGUUCGAGGCCCAGAGAAUAAAAGUGACCUUGCUAUGGCACGAAGGAUGACCUUGAUUGUGAUGACUGACUUUGUUUGCUGGGUGCCAAUCAUAUUCCUGGGAUUUGCAUCACUGGGUGGUGCUAAUGCUUCUAAUUAUGUGUAUGCAUGGAUCGCUGUGUUUAUUCUGCCCCUCAAUUCGGCUGUCAACCCGCUCCUCUACACAUUGUCCACGACUCCAUUUUUGAUGAACAUUCGCAAGAGAGCCUACCGUUUCCGCAAAUCGUUUAUGACCUCA
Messenger RNA from Candidula unifasciata, 2988 nucleotides. Lineage: Eukaryota; Metazoa; Mollusca; Gastropoda; Stylommatophora; Geomitridae. The record is from the annotation of a GenBank genome assembly.